UGUAGCAUAUGCAGUUAAUUUGAUCAAUCUCUCUUCAAAUCAACCAAAAACAAGAUUAGGCUUCAUGGGUGCUGCAAUGUUGUUCUUGGCUUUGUCCAUGUUUUUCUCAAUGGGGGCUCAUUUGUGCUAUGGGGACUUUUCACAAACACUUGGUGAGGCAAUGAAUCAAGCAUACUUGGUUCAAGACAGCAAUGGUUCUCCUCCUAGUGAUUCAUUCCCUUGUAUUAAGAAACUCAUGCCUUGUGAACCUUACCUUGGAAAACCAACCACUCCGCCGGCAUCGUGUUGCGUGCCGAUGAAGGAGAUGGUGAAAGAUGAGAAGCAGUGCUUGUGUGAUGUCUUCAACAAUGCUGCUUUCUUGAAGUCUCUCAAUAUCACUCAAGAGAUUGCAUUGCAACUCCCCAAAGCUUGUGGUGCCCCUGUUGACAUUUCAGUUUGCAAAAAAGAAGGAUCAUCACCACCAUCUGGUUCUCCAGAAGUUCCAACACCACCUGCUCCUCCUAAAUCUUCUGAUAACAGUUCUUCUUCUUCUUCUCCUCCUCCGAGCAGCAGCAACAAAGCAAGUGCAGGCUAUGCAAUUACUCGUAAUAUCGAGGGACAUGUUUACACGGUCUUGUUCGCGACUUUAAUUUUUUCAGCACUCUAGGCUCUCAAGAUCAGUUAUCAUAUUCUUUUUUCGCAGUGAGGACUAGCUCUUUAGUUUUCUUUCUUUCUUUACCUGUUCUGUCCAAAAUUUGGGAAGUACUGACUAGUUUUUUAGACUUGUGAUUGUUCAUUCUGAAGCUCAUGUAGGUGUUGCCAUAACU
Molecule: messenger RNA, 806 nt
Organism: Tripterygium wilfordii
Lineage: Eukaryota; Viridiplantae; Streptophyta; Magnoliopsida; Celastrales; Celastraceae
Product: non-specific lipid transfer protein GPI-anchored 11-like
Exons: 3
Coding region: 65-646 (193 amino acids)
Source: RefSeq, a predicted model, not a curated record